Messenger RNA from Carassius auratus (goldfish), 1707 nucleotides. Its product is annotated as gastrula zinc finger protein XlCGF8.2DB-like. The record is from RefSeq and is a predicted model, not a curated record. Gene Ontology annotation, molecular function: DNA-binding transcription factor activity, RNA polymerase II-specific. The transcript has 3 exons. Gene Ontology annotation, cellular component: nucleus. Gene Ontology annotation, biological process: regulation of transcription by RNA polymerase II. Lineage: Eukaryota; Metazoa; Chordata; Actinopteri; Cypriniformes; Cyprinidae. Bases 381 to 1382 code for a protein of 333 amino acids.
UCUUAAAACGAUAUUUACUUAUGGAUUAGAGAGUUUAAUUUUUAUCUUAAGAGAACUGAGCUGAUUAAGAGAAUAUAGAAAAAAAAAAGUGGGUUUAUAUUAUUUUUAUGUUUUUUAUUUAUUUAUAUAAUUUCCCCUCACAUUAUGAAAGGGUAAACUGGUUCACAUUCCAAUACAGUAGGUGGCGAUAAUGCACCUAAUUUGGUGCUACCCGCUAUGAUACCGAAGAAGAAGAAGGACUCUUAUUUUGGUCUGGUGGUGCGACGUCAUAAGGCUGCGCCGCGCCUCUGCGCUUAUGCGUUUGUUGUGGUUCGGCUGAAGAAAGGACAAAGGAAAACUCUUGGUGAAGCAACUGAAAUCCAUGUGACACUAUUGUAAAGAUGGAGUUUAUUAAAGAGGAGGUUAAAGAGUUGAAGAUUGAAGAAUUCGUAGUCAAACAUGAAGAUACUGAGGAGCAAAUAAAGGUGGCAUUUAUUAAAGAGGAGAGUGAAGACGUGAAGAUUGAAGAAACAUUUAGAGUCAAACAUGAAGAUACUGAGACACAAACAGACCUGAUGAAGCUGAAAGAGGAGAGUCAAGAACCAAAGGAAAUUGAAGUGACAAUUCAGACUGACAAAGAUCAGGAUUUCAUAAUUGGGGGGAAAUAUUUUAGUUGCUCAAAGACAAAAAAGACACCAUUUAAAGCAAAAACUAGACGCCAUUUAAUCUGCCAGCAGUGUGGAACAGGCUUCACUCAAAGAGGAAACCUUAAUGUUCACAUGAGAAUUCACAAUGGAGAGAAGCCUUUCACUUGCCAACAGUGUGGAAUAAGUUUCACUCAAAGAGGAAACCUGAAUGUCCACAUGCGGAUUCACACCGGAGGGGAAUCUUUCACCUGUAAUCACUGUGGAAAGAGCUUCAUACGAAAAGGAACUCUUAAGACUCACAUGAGAAGUCACUCUGGAGAGAAGCCAUUUAAAUGUGAUCAGUGUAGAAAGAGUUUUCGAUAUGAAGACGACCUCAAUAAACACAGGAGGAUUCACUUCAGAAAGAACGGUUUUAAAUGUCAUCAGUGUGGACGGAGUUUCACAGACAGCAGUCACCUUAAGAAUCAUGUAACAACUCACUUCGGAGAGAAGCGUUUCAUGUGUCUUCAUUGUGGAAAGGAUUGCAAAAACAACGCGAACCUCGAGGUUCACGUAAGAAUUCACACUGGAGAGAAACCUUUUGUCUGCCCUCAGUGUGGAAGGAGUUUCUCAUUUAGAGGAAACCUAAAGAUUCACAUAAGAGUUCACACUGGAGAGAAACCUUAUUCCUGUCCGCAGUGUCCAAAACAUUUUGUGUAUAAAAGAGACCUGAAACGUCAUUUGCAAACAAUGGUCUGUGCAUCGCAAGAAGUUUAGCAGAAGGAGCAAUUUAAAAAAAAACUUGUGUAUUCUCUCUGGAGGUGUGAAGGGUAUUCAAUUAACUCUUGCCUUUGGGACUGACAAAUCAAAUUUAAUUUAACAAAUAUUUCAUUGAAAAGGGUUCCACACAGAAAGUACUAAUUUCAAAGAAAGAUGGGUGUUUUUCUGAUAAAUCUGUCAAGAUGUUGGGAUAUACUCAUUAAUGCUGGGCACUAUACGGUGUGUAUAUAUGGGCAUGUUUUUGUGACAUAUCAGGACACAACUCUGUAUAAUGACAUGGGUAUGACACAGGUAUUACAAGGAGAGGGUGACUUAUGAGGAC